AUGGAAUCGGUUAUUGAAUCAUUCGGACAGGCGCCGUACAUUCGAUUUGGUCGAAAUCCCAAAACCGCCAUGAUGUCAACAUUGCGAACUGAAAAGACCUACACAAACGCUAAAGUUGGUCCAUGUGCUAAUAAGCAAGAAACCCGGAUUUUCACUAUCUUCCACCGUGAAUUGUUUUGCUGGACCGAUCGCUGGUACGGUCUGACCAUGGAGGAUAUACGUCGCCUCGAGGACAAAACAAAAGAGGAACUGGAGUUGGUGAGUAUCAUCCUUUUUAAUGUCAAAUCCUUCUCUGCCCUAACGGGCAAUUGUAACUGCGUGCGUGCGAGUAGAAAUUUGCCUUCUAUGCACACAUGGCUUUUGCGUGUGUGGAGAAAGUUGUAG
This is a messenger RNA of Dibothriocephalus latus, 384 nucleotides long. Lineage: Eukaryota; Metazoa; Platyhelminthes; Cestoda; Diphyllobothriidea; Diphyllobothriidae. The record is from the annotation of a GenBank genome assembly.